This is a messenger RNA of Struthio camelus australis, 344 nucleotides long. NCBI's taxonomy places the organism in Eukaryota, Metazoa, Chordata, Aves, Struthioniformes, Struthionidae. The record is from RefSeq and is a predicted model, not a curated record.
AUGGAGGAGUUCCUCCAGCGCGCCUGGGCCAAGCUGAACAGGAGCAAACACCUGGAGAAAGUCCAUGUCGUUCUUGGGAAUAAAUCCUGUGAUUUGGAUUCUCUCAUUUCUGCUCUGGCCUAUGCCUACUUUCUAGACAAGGUCAGUCCUCCUGAUGUUCUUUGCUUACCAGUGUUGAACAUGCCAAGAAGAGACUUCAGCUACUUCACGGAGACAAGGUUUAUAUUGGAGGAGCUGAAUAUCCCAGAGUCAUUCCAUAUCUUCAGAGAUGAAAUCAAUUUGCACCAGUUGAAUGCUGAAGGGAAAUUGUCUUUAACACUUGUAAACAGCAACACACUGACAAG